Molecule: messenger RNA, 3888 nt
Organism: Coturnix japonica (Japanese quail)
Lineage: Eukaryota; Metazoa; Chordata; Aves; Galliformes; Phasianidae
Gene: CCR6
Product: C-C motif chemokine receptor 6
Biological process (GO): thymocyte migration; immune response; G protein-coupled receptor signaling pathway
Cellular component (GO): membrane; external side of plasma membrane
Molecular function (GO): C-C chemokine binding; C-C chemokine receptor activity
Source: RefSeq, a predicted model, not a curated record
UUCAUUUGCAUACCAGGCAGAUUUUCAAGUAGAUGUCUUAAAAAGAAAAAACUCUUUCCAUUUGCCACAGUGUGAAGGUGAAGCACAAAACAUCUGCAAGAAAGGCUGUCUGAGCUUUGUAACUGGGUCAGAAGAAAAAGCGCUAAGGAGAGUGUACUUCUAUUUGAGGCUGGUUGUAAAUAUACUUUAUCCAGCCACAGAAGAAUGUAACAGAGUCGUACAGUAUCAUCUGACCUACAGACCAUUUUUAAAUCUGAAAUCUUUGGAAGGCAUUUUGAAGCUCCACAUAUAUUUCCUUCUCAGAAGUGCACUAACAAAAUGAGUACUACAGAUUUUGGUACCACAGAUUAUUCUUUUGAUACAGACUACGCUUCUCUAAUUAUAGCACCUUGUUCCAAGUCUGAAGUCAGGAGCUUCACAAAAGUGUUUCUGCCAGUUGCAUACUCACUGAUUUGUAUCGUCGGCCUAGUUGGUAACAUCUUUGUAGUGAUGACCUUUGCGUUAUAUGAGCGAACCAAGUCCAUGACGGAUGUGUACCUCCUCAACAUGGCCAUAGCGGACAUACUCUUUGUGCUGACUCUCCCGCUGUGGGCAGUGAAUUAUGCUGCUGACAAAUGGAUUUUUGGCGAUUUCAUUUGCAAAAUGGCCAGAGGUAUCUAUGCGAUCAACUUUAGCUGUGGCAUGCUACUUUUGGCCUUUAUCAGUGUGGACCGGUACAUCGCAAUUGUACAGGCAACAAAGUCAUUUAAACUCAGGGCAAGAACGCUCGCAUACAGUAAACUGAUUUGUUUGGCUGUGUGGGCAUCAGCCAUUUUAAUCUCCAGUUCCUCUUUUAUAUACAGCAAAAGUUAUAGCUUCUCCGGUAAUGAAACCAAAAUGAUUUGCGAUCACAGAUUUGACAAAACAUCUGACAGCAUUGUCCUGAAAUCACUGCUGCUGUGUCUACAAGUGGGAUUUGGAUUUUUUAUACCUUUCGUGUUCAUGAUUUUUUGCUAUGCAUUCAUUGUCAAGUCCUUACAACAAGCCCAGAAUUCCAAAAGAAACAAAGCAAUCAAUGUGAUUGUAUUAAUUGUGGCUGUUUUCCUAGUUUGCCAGGUGCCCUAUAACACUGUUCUUAUCGUGGCAGUUGCAAAUAUGGGUAAGACAGAGAAAUCUUGUGACUCUGAUAAUGUAAUGGCCUAUGCAAAAUAUACCACUGAGACCAUAGCAUUUUUACACUGCUGCUUGAACCCUGUACUCUAUGCAUUUAUUGGAGUGAAGUUUAGAAGUUAUUUUGUGAAGACAAUGAAGAACCUUUGGUGCAGGAGGUACAAGAAAUACAAUAAACGUGGUUCAAGGACAAAUUCUGACACUUAUACUUCACGACUGACAAGUGAAGUUCUGACUGACAAUGCAUCUUCUUUUACUAUAUGAUACAAUUUUAACAACAUUAUUUCUGAAGGACUCUGUUCGCCAAGCAACCCAAUCCAGUCUCACUUUGUCUGUAGUAGACAGUCUUUUGGGGCUUCUCUCUACCGCAAGGGGAGCAACCAUGACUUACAGUUCCUUUCAGGAAAAUAUUUAAGAUAAAGAAUAACACCAUCCCAUGGAAAACUGAAAUCUUAUUUACCUCUUUGAGCAUUCAUCCUCUUCUAAAGUGUGCUCUCACUUAUCAGAAAAGUGAAGUUUACAGAGGAGCUCUCCUUGUUUCUAAGAAAACUAUUGUGUCUUGUCUGUCCUACAUCUCUGAAAUAUCUCAAAAGCACAAAGGAAACAAAUCAGGCUAUGUCCAGGCUCAUUCUACUUGCAUUUCUGCUGUUUAUAUUAAUUAUUUAUACCUGGAAGUCUUAACUAAGUGUAGGUCUCUACUGUACUUUUGUGGUAGACAGGUUACUCUACAGAUAAUACUAACCUAAAUGGAUGACAUUUUGAGCAAAGCAUGGCAAAGAAAGCUAACAGAGAAAUGAAGAAACAGGUUCCAGGAAAAACUGGAAUAACUGGGCUUAGAUGUCAAAUCUCAUAAAUCUUUGCCUGGUUCUACACUCCACCUGCUCAUCAAGAACUGUAGAAGCUUAUACCAAGGCUGAGGCUGGUCAAAGCUGACAAAGAUACGUCUAUCAAAAUGAAUGUUUAAAAAAAAAAUGAUAAAAAACAAAACAAAGAAAACUGCAAAAUAAAGAGCACUGGAGCAGGCUCCUUAGAGCAGUGCUCAUGGCACCAAGUCUGCCAGAGUGCAAGAAGUGUUUGGACAAUGCUCUCAGAAGUACUGUUUCUUUUUUUGGGGGGGAUAGCCUUGCACAGAGCCAGAAGUUGGACUCAAUGACCCUUGUGGGUCCAAUUUGGGAUAUUCUAUGAUUCUAUAAUUAAUGUAUGUGCAGAAAGUUUCUCUGACAUCUAAUUGCUUGUCUUCUGAACUUCCUACCGGUUUUCUACAGUUCUUCUGCAAUGAGGGCAAACUGAUUUACUGUUAAGCGCAAUAUUCCGUUCCUAUGGCAGGAAUAAAUUAAUGCAAUAUGCAGCUGGAUGUUUGUCUUGGACUUUUUUUUAUGCUCAUGGAUGAGGAGACAGAGGAUUCUGGGUCAGUAACCACAUCUUUCAUAGCCAAGCAAAGGGCCAACUCUGGAGCCAAAAAAAAAGCUUCAGGAAUGUUGUUGAUGUGAUAUGACGUGAAACGAGUACUGCUUGUGCUGGUGUAAUCCAUCCUUGUUUACAGUGCACUGUGACAUUCUUAAAUGUCAAUGCCUGGUGUUAUAAAGACGUGUCUACUUAUCAUCACUGAAUAAUAACUUAGGCAAGAAUAUGAUUCAGAAAUAUGUAAAUGUGUAUGUGUGCAUUUGUUGUAUAUAGCACUGAUGAUAUAAUGUGUGAUAAUUCAACAAAUAAAAAAUGUAACAAAGAUAGAAACCUCAUCUCUAAGAUUCUGGCUUCAUGUAUUACCUUGAAAAUUCUUUUAUUCAUUGCAAAAUCUCUCAUACCUGAAGACUUAGAAUCUCUUUUCCCUUCAUCCUUCGUCACUCUCCACCCCUUUCUACAUGGUGGCCCUCUUACACAGCACCGCCCUUCCUGAACACAUCCUGCCUGGGCUUCCCACAGGCUGCAACUUUCCAAGCACUGCUCCAAUAUGGCUCCAUAUCAUGGGGCUCAUCCAUUCAAGGAGUUCAGAAGGAGGCAGGUCCUCUUUGUCCAGAGUGAAGUAAAGGUGUAAUGUCUCAGUACAGACAACCUAAAGCUAAAUCUAUUUUCUGACACAUAUCUUAAAAACUGAACUAUCUUGUUAAUCAGCUUUCUGUAGAAGUGUCAGUUUUCCUUAAUGCACCUUCUUUUCUGUUUGUAGAUUCAUUUUCUUAGAAGAGAGAUCACUGUAAGCUAAUGGGCCUGGAAAAGAGUCAUACUGGACCAAGGACAUGAAAACACUUUGGGCCGUGCUAGUACGAAGGGCAGGUAGAGAAAAGAAAAUGACAGUUACAUGCAAAGAGAGCUUAGAGUUGACGAUGAGUAGAAAAAUGGGAAAAAGUGGGACAAAACAGGCUAAACACUUAUGUUUGGUUUUGGUGGGUUUUUUUGAUAGAUUAAGUGAUUAAGAAUAGUUAAUGAUUAAGCACAUAAUGGAUAGAAGUAAUUUUAUUGUUUAGACAAAACUAUACUUUUAAUCCCUGCAGGGGAAUUUUGUUGACUAGAAUUGGGAACAUUUGAGGAGUUAUUGAGCUUGUUAACAAAAGCAGCAUGAAGACAAUGCUUGAGGCUUUGAAGAUUUAGACUGAAUUUGAAUAAUGGUUUUUGAUCCAAUGAAAAUGAUAAAGUUUGCAAAAUGUCAAAGCAGCAAUAUCUCACAAGGCAUCUCAAAUCUCUUUACCUAUCUGGUUUGUUUUCAAAUACUGUAAUAAAAGAGAAGGAAAUGAUUUCAUGAAA